AUGCUUGAUUCAAAUAAUCUAUCAACGGGCGAUAUUAGUAGACAGCAAAAAUAUAAAUUUUUAGUUGUUGAUUCAGGACCUUUAAUUAAAGGUGUUAACGUUCGUCAUUUAGCCGAAAAAAUUUAUACUAUACCGGAAGUAAUUGCGGAAAUUCGUGACAAACAUUCCCGCGAUUUUUUAACCCAAAUUUCUUUUGAUAUUGAAACAAUACUUCCUAAUGAAGAGGCCUUAAAAGAAG
Messenger RNA from Scutellospora calospora, 238 nucleotides. NCBI's taxonomy places the organism in Eukaryota, Fungi, Glomeromycota, Glomeromycetes, Diversisporales, Gigasporaceae. The record is from the annotation of a GenBank genome assembly.